AUAUUGUGUAUUUAGAUAGAAUUGUAAUUUUCCUGUGUCCCCCUUGUAGUCUGUGCCCCUGUGUAGGGUUUCUAUACAAGUGAAGUGAGUAAUGAACUGCUUUCAGAAAUCGUUUUCCAGAUAAACUCCUAAACCUAUCCAUUUAUUCAUCACUUACACAAGUGAAGUGAGUAAUAAACUGCUUUCCGAAAUCAUUCUCCAGAUAACAAACUCCUAAACCUAUUCAUCCAGUCAUUAUAAACUCCAAACAUACCAGACAUGUCUCAGUGCUUUCAGCUAAGGUUGGUUAAGGUUGUGUAAAUCUCCUAAAACCGAAGGGAAUACUCUGCCCUGGUACUUUUCUUUUCCUUGGUACCACAUUACCCCUUGGGAAGAAGAAUAAAAAAACUGCUUAGCAAGUUUUACUCCAUAAAAGGAUUAGAAAAGAGAAGGCUUCCAUCAUUUCAUUCCUUUGUCACAACGGGGUCGCAUGAGAAGAGGGAGUCUGUAACAAACAGGCAUGGACGCAUUCCUCAUCCCCCACUCUCAGAGGCACUCAUAAACACACACUGUAACGACCUUAUGUCCCGCUCUGCUCCACGAGAUCACCUGCAGAGUAUGCAGGAACUUUAUCUUUAAAGUAUGUGAUCAAAAGCAGACAUAUUCACCUCCGGUGUAAAACAAACACACGUAAAACAAACACACCCAACUAGCACAAGCAUGCCUCCUGCUGCUGCCGAGCCAAUUAACAUGCAGAACAACACUCAUCUUUGUGGUAACUGGCCCCCACCUCACACCCCUUUCCAGACAGCUUAAAAAACUCAGUUCAAAAGAAGAAAGAAAGGAACACUGAUGGCUAGUUGGAGGACUGCUUGAGAAAGAAAAGGCACUGUGAAAAAAAACAGAGUAUGACGAUGAGAAGAAGGGAGGGAGAGGCAGCCACUCAGGGGAGAAACAGAGGGGGUGUUGAAGAGGAGGAGGAGGAGAGAGUUUGAGAAAUAGUUUAAAACAGUGAGAACUGCAGACAUUCGUGAGCACAUGGAAAGAGCCAGAGCAGCGGGAACAAAGAACUUUAAGAAAACAAACUAAACAGCAUCGAAAGAGAUGGGAUCACUUUGUGGGAACCUGGCUGUACUUCUCCUCUUCCUCUCACCUCUAAUGCACUCCCACCUCUUCGCUCGUGCUUCUACAUCUUCCCCACCCAUCACUCGUAAGAAGAUCAUAAUCGUGGAACACUUCACCGUAGUUAACCCCAACGCUGAUUAUGAGGACUUCAGCAUUGUUCAUGAAGUGGUACCUUCUGCUAAAAGUCCCCGUUUGAACAGUGAAGUUGUGAAUACACCCUGUGAAUACAAUUCCUGCCUGGAAAAUCAGGAGCCCUGUGAAAUGAUCAAAGCUAGAGAAGGGUGUCUCUGCCCUGGGGUGAGUGAUGAGGACAGGCCUCCUCAUGCUCCACGUAUCGAAACACUGCAGCCGAUCACCACAGGGGAAAACGCAGGGAAGAUAGAGGUGCAGUGGUGCGCUCCUGACUCCGUUGUUUCCUCCUACAAGGUGACUGUAGAGGGAAGUGGAAACGAUUUGGAGUUUGGGGAUGGUGCCCGACGAGCCACGGUGGGAUCUUUGGAGGUGGGGACAAAGGUUUGCGUGGAAGCAAUAAACAAAGCAGGACACAGCAGUUACUCAGACUUCUCCUGCAAGCGGUACGAACGCCCUGAAUCUUUGGAGCUCCAACUGCUGGCUGGGGUCAUAGGAGGAGGAAUCGUCUUAAUUCUGCUUCUUAUUAUAGUAGCUGUGGUCCUCUGUAGGAGAAAAAUGUGUCAGAAGGCGCAGCAGGAAUCAGUCAGUGGACUGGGAAAUCCCUCUUACAAAUCAGAAAGAGCAUCAUGAGCCAGACAAAAGAAACGUGGACAGUUCAAUCCAGUCAAGUUAAUUAAUAACAAAAGAUUAAUAGUUUCUUAUGGUGUGUCUUAUGACAAAUAUAUGGUUUAAACUCCUGUUUCAAUGAAUUUCCACGCAAUCAUGCAAAGAUCAGUGAAAUAUGACUAACAUUUGCUAUUUUGUUGUUAGUUUUACAGGUUUGUUUGCAGGCGAAUUAACCUUAGUAGAUUAAUUUAAUAGUAUUUUGUUGAGGUUUUUUUUAUUGUUAAGCUUACAUAUUAAUUGUGUUUUUCUAGAGUGCUGACUGAAAUUGUUUUAA
Molecule: messenger RNA, 2176 nt
Organism: Poecilia reticulata (guppy)
Lineage: Eukaryota; Metazoa; Chordata; Actinopteri; Cyprinodontiformes; Poeciliidae
Source: RefSeq, a predicted model, not a curated record